Messenger RNA from Hydatigera taeniaeformis, 3210 nucleotides. Lineage: Eukaryota; Metazoa; Platyhelminthes; Cestoda; Cyclophyllidea; Taeniidae. The record is from the annotation of a GenBank genome assembly.
AUGUCUGAGUUCUUUUUCUCUGAUGAUCCUCAAAGACCCGAACCAUCCGAGUUUUUAUGUGGAGUCGUAGAGGGUAUUUUGUUAAUCUUUAACGGUUUUAUUAAAUGUCUAUAUUCCAUGCUUAUUGUAGGGUUCUAUGGUCGUCCAUGGACAUAUCCUCAGCGUCGUGAACUCUUUAGACGCAUGCAGUCAAUGGGGAUGAAUGCUUACCUCUACGCCCCUAAGGAUGACAUAAAGCACCGGAUUUCAUGGCGUGAGCUCUACACAGAAAAGGAAGCGGAAAAUAUGCGGUCUCUUAUUGCUGCUGCUAAUGACCAUAACAUCUGCUUUAUUUUUGCGAUCUCUCCCGGCGGUGAUGUUGUCUACUCCGACGAAGAAGACGUUGCUGCUUUAAAAGCGCGACUUGAACAGGCUCUGAACCUGGGCUGCCACGCAUUCGCUCUCCUCUUUGACGACAUCGACACGCGUCUAUGUUCGGCAGACCAGGAGGUCUUUGACUCGCCCGGGCGCGCCCAAGUGGCACUUACUAACAAGGUCUACGAGGCUCUCAACCAUCCGGAUGUCUUCCUCUUCUGUCCCACUGAAUAUUGCGCCAGCCGAGCCGUUCCCAACGUCAACCACUCCACCUAUCUUGCCACUCUUGGAAGCGAUCUCACUGAAGGUGUCCUUCUUUUCCUUUCCAUGUUGAUUCAAUACUUCCUAGGAAUAAAAGUGAUGUGGACAGGGCCCCAGGUCGUCAGUAAGCGCAUUCCCACACUGGGCAUCCGCGAUCUCUUGCGUCUGCUGAAGCGACCAAUUGUGCUAUGGGACAAUCUUCAUGCCAACGAUUAUGAUCAGCGUCGCAUCUUCCUCGGUCCCUACUCGGGUCGACCCCUGGCUUUGCGUCGCCGCCGCCUGCUCCACGGCAUUCUCACCAACCCCAAUUGCGAGUUCGAGGCCAAUUACGUUGCUAUUCACACUCUUGCUCAGUGGACUCGUAUUGGGCACCCCUCCCACGCGGACCAGAUGGCUGUGUCAGAAUCCGUCGAUGCUGGUGACGACGUGGAAAGUGAGGAAGAAGGGGGGCAGGAGGCCAGUUUACAGUCCUCACCAGUCUAUCGACCACGUGAAGCCCUUCAUAACGCUCUAAGAGAUUGGUUGGCCCUCAUGCUUCAGGACCAGAGGUCAAACUCGGCACUGGCAAAGCGAAACAUUUCGCAUCCAGCGACUCCAACACCAAUGGAAACGGACUUCACGGACCCCCAAGAGAUCCCCAUGCAGGUAGAAGCUACUGAAAGCGCUAGUGCUGGAAUCGGGGCUGACGUGAACAUGGGUUCAGAGUCUACCGACGUGGUUGGAUCAAUUGGAAUCAGUUUGGAGGAUCUCGAGCUACUCUCCGACCUAUUCUACCUCCCUUUUUCCUACGGGCCGACUGCUCUGAAAGCGCUUGAAUUGGGCUAUUGGCUUCGUGAGAACUCUCAUCUUGCCCCCACAACCAAAAGUGAUGUGGAGCACAAUAAAUGGUGUAAAAAGUUUGCCGAGUUCAUUAAAAUACUCACUAAUGUGAGUCAACUGAGGGAGAAGAUCCAACGGCUUCCCCAUCCCGGUGUUGUAUAUGAUCUCGCACCCUACCUCACUGGCAUUACUUCUGCCUUUGUUAUGCUACUUGACUAUUUCCGAUGGCUUGAAAACGGCGUUAUGGCAAACCGGAGUCAGGCUCAUUUGAAACGUCUUCUUACCUGGUUUUCUCCAGGCUACAGUGAAAUGACAAUGUCGGGAGAUCAUGAACCUUGGAUGUUUCGAGGUGGCAUUAUUGCUGAACUCCAGCGGAUUCUUCCUCUCGAAUCAGCACAGGACCUAUUCCCUGCGCCCAGUCGAGUAGGCCCCACGAUGACCACAACGCCUGCUGCUUCGCUGACCGCCGAUGAACUUUCAUCCUGUGAACAAGUCCCUUCUCUCCUUGCGCCAGACAGCUGGAACACUGCAAAAGUGGGCUUCCAGCCACGCCGACCCUACUUCCUACGUCCUUACAAACUCGAGGAUAAACAAAAAAUCUACGACCUUUGGCGACGUAUACUCCUGCACAGACUUGGUCUCCCGAAAGAUGCCUUUCCAGAUAAAUAUAAAGAUAUUCCGGGUGAUCGGUACUUCGCCGCCUACUUAGAGCGUUUUCCACAGCACUGUCUGGUGGUGGAGGGUCCUCCACUCUUCUUCGACGUUGCUUUAGAGACGUCGUCAGUUCCUUGUGGUGUUGGCCGCAGCUUGUCUUCUACUGCCGCCCCAUCGUGGGACAUUGUUGCGUUCGCCUGUGCAGCCCCCGACAUCGGCGAGCUGACCCGUGCGCGGGACGAUCUGCGUCGCGGUCAGCUGCGGACUAAGUAUCCUAAGGAUGCAGUUCUGUGUGGUGGUGAAAAUCACCCAUCUAUACCUCGCAAGCCCUCCAUAAACAACGAUGUGCCUCAUCUGUCUGUUGAGGAUUUCAUUCGUAUAUCUUUGGACUGGGUCCACGAUGAGCGCAUAACUGCAGCUUCUUCAAGCAUAAUUGCAGAAGUAGCUGUCACUGAGGCACCACCCCCUGAGCCGUUGGGUGCCGCUAUCUCCGAGCAACAACAGCAGGAGCGACAUCAACAACAACCAAUGGCGGUGGAGGUGUAUGAGCAGGAAGAAAAACUCACCACAAAAACAGUUAUUGCUGAACAGGGCCAGGUGGUUGCGGACGUAGUGGAAGCGGAAUACGCGGAGAGUAACAGCGAGGAGCAACAAAGAAUACGGGCAAGAGAAGAGGAUGAAAAUGCUGCUACUACUACCACAAAAGUGGAUCAGGGUCCAAAGAAAAUGGAUGAUGAGGAGGAGGUCAAGUCGGGUGCUCGGACAGUGGAGGCCAUCCACUCAGCGAUGAUAGCGCACCCAGCGAGCAUCUUCGUGGAGUUGGACGAUUGUAAUUUCACCUGUUCCCUUGGUGGAGUUGCUGGGCCUUCCAUGAACCCCUUAACCAUGAUAAAUCACCAACUUGGAGUAGGCUUCGAUCCGCCAGAGUUGGUGCUUGACGAAGUCUCAAGACGUCUCUUUGUCUGUCUUCUGGCUGGGCUCAAAACCUGUGCUUCGCAUGGAGUUCACGUUGAGUUGGAUGCGAUAAACGAAACACGAGCUGAACUCUACCGCCGAUACGGAUUUUAUCCAGUUACCGCUGCCUCCACCGACUUUGUCACAGUCCUCGGACGUCUUAUUUAA